AUGAGCAUCACCACAAGAGUCAUGCUCACAAGCACCAUGAGAAGAAGCACCACAAGCACCACGAACAUCACGCCGCCGAGAAGGACACCUCUAGCUCUUCCAGCUCAUCCGAGAGCGAGCCUGAGCACAACAUGUGAACACCAUCAUCAUGAACAUCACCACAAGAGUCAUGCUCACAAGCACCAUGAGAAGAAGCACCACAAGCACCACGAACACCACGUGAAGGCCGCCGAGAAGGACACCUCUAGCUCUUCCAGCUCAUCCGAGAGCGAGCCUGAGCACAACCACGAACACCAUCAUCAUGAGCAUCACCACAAGAGUCAUGCUCACAAGCACCAUGAGAAGAAGCACCACAAGCACCACGAACACCACGUGAAGGCCGCCGAGAAGGACACCUCUAGCUCUUCCAGCUCAUCCGAGAGCGAGCCUGAGCACCAUCAUGCUGAACACCAUCAUCAUGAACAUCACCACAAGAGUCAUGCUCACAAGCACCAUGAGAAGAAGCACCACAAGCACCACGAACACCACGUGAAGGCCGCCGAGAAGGACACCUCUAGCUCUUCCAGCUCAUCCGAGAGCGAGCCUGAGCACCAUCAUGCUGAACACCAUCAUCAUGAACAUCACCACAAGAGUCAUGCUCACAAGCACCAUGAGAAGAAGCACCACAAGCACCACGAACACCACGUGAAGGCCGCCGAGAAGGACACCUCUAGCUCUUCCAGCUCAUCCGAGAGCGAGCCUGAGCACCAUCACGCUGAACACCAUCAUCAUGAACAUCACCAAAAGAGCCAUGCUCACAAGCACCAUGAGAAGCAUCACAAGCACCACCACAGCAACGGCGAUCACAAGCUCCACAAGUCGAAACGUUCACAUUGA
Molecule: messenger RNA, 876 nt
Organism: Necator americanus (New World hookworm)
Lineage: Eukaryota; Metazoa; Nematoda; Chromadorea; Rhabditida; Ancylostomatidae
Exons: 2
Coding region: 1-876 (291 amino acids)
Source: RefSeq, a predicted model, not a curated record